AUCCCAAUCAGGGCUCACUGGCGGCAGGUCAUUCAUGGAGUGGAGAAAUCGGGAUACCGAAGGAUGUUAUGAUGAAUGCACUGGCACAGUCUCGAGCCGGUAUGAAAAUGUCCAUCCUGCCCGACAAGGAUGAACUGAAUACAAAAGAACUUGCGCAACGAGUGAGUGCUGAACUCAAGCGUUACAGCAUCCCGCAAGCUGUCUUUGCUCAGCGCGUCCUCUGUCGAAGUCAGGGCACCUUGUCCGAUCUAUUGCGGAACCCUAAACCAUGGAGCAAACUAAAAUCUGGAAGGGAAACCUUUCGC
Dibothriocephalus latus is the source of this 305-nucleotide messenger RNA. Lineage: Eukaryota; Metazoa; Platyhelminthes; Cestoda; Diphyllobothriidea; Diphyllobothriidae. The record is from the annotation of a GenBank genome assembly.